This is a messenger RNA of Paramuricea clavata, 5018 nucleotides long. The record is from the annotation of a GenBank genome assembly. NCBI's taxonomy places the organism in Eukaryota, Metazoa, Cnidaria, Anthozoa, Malacalcyonacea, Plexauridae.
GCCAGUAUAAAAGACCGAAUAUGAGGACGAUUGCUUUCGGUUUAUGCUGCAUAUUGCCUGCCCUAUUUGGUCAACUGUAUGCCGGUAAGUUUUGUACUGUUUUGUAUUAAUAGUAGAUGUAAUUUGCUAAUGAACACAUCAAAUUGUUAGUCGCAAGUCGCGAUUUGAAUCACCAUUGUGAAAUACACAUGACAUUCACAUGACAUUCGAUAUGGUGUGAACUCACUCAUUUCAAUCCCUCAGAAGGAAAAAUGAAAAAUAUAGCCAAUUUCUUCUCUUCCAGAUGAAUUAGAAAAAACGAAAUCAUACAGUUAUUUUUAACUAAUUAAUACCUUAAAGGUUUAUUGCACACAAACCAACAAACGCGCCUCAAAGCAGUCCAAAAAUACAUUUUCCUAACAAUUACCCCCGGUGUCGAAUAUAGCCUAUACUAAAGUAGUAAAGAUGUACACAAGGAGAGCCUUGAAUGUUGUUAUCUGUAUAUUUUUAGGUAAUUUUAUCGGCGCAGUGUCUUUGAAGUACAAUGCAUUCAUAGUGUUAGAAGGAGGGCAUUUUGAAAUGACAUGCGAGGCAACACACGAAGAUAGAAGACCUGACUUGCAAUUGUAUUUUAUUAACUAUUCUCAGAAAAGAACAAAUCUCACUGGCUUCGAGACCAGCGGUACAGGUUGGUUGCAGAGAUGUGAAUAUCUUGACUUGUCUUAUUUAACACAACUUCUUUUUGAAUUGGUUAGGGUUAGGGUUAGGGUAACCUAAGGGGAACCCUAUAACCCUUCUAUAGAGUAACUUCAAUUUUAACUGGUUUUAUUUCAGGUUACACAGCCAAACACACGUAUUCUCGAAGCGGAGCCAGAUCAUCUGACAGCGGUGAUUAUUUUUGUUGUGCUAAAGUCGGUGAGGAUGCCGACCAGAAGAAAACAAGCGCUGGUAUUCCUAUACAAGUUAUUAGAAGUUUUCUAUAGUUGUGGAAUUUUGCAAUGUUGUCUUCACAAUGUAACUGUAAUCUGUAUGCAAUAUGUGCUUUAUAUUAAAUAUUAAAUUAUUUGGUCAUUUAAGGCUUUUACAUCACUUUAGAGUAAGUCCAACGCAGCUUUCGUGUAGUGACAUGUAGCAAUGCUGUUCCAACAACUUGUCAACAGGAUAUGUUCGCACUGCUUGUUCCAAGCUUGUUGCCAAAUUGUCAACGGCUUGUUGAUAACUUGCUACAAGGUUGUUGAGCUCAACAGACUUGUUACAACUUGUUAUCGUCCUGCAAUUCAACAAGUUGCGAGUGACAACCUUGUAGCAACUUGAUAAAAAAACCAGCAUUGCCAUUGUUACAACUUGUUGACAAGCUUGCUACAAGCCUGUUGCGAACACAUCUUGUCGACAAGUUGUGAGAUUUUUACGUGUGACAUUAUGUUUAAAUACAAAUUUAGCACAAAAAUACUCAGUUGGUCUGCAGGAAAUUUUAUUUCUAAGUUGUGCUCCCAGGAAGAAAACUUUCUUCACCAGUCCAGUUCACAUCACUAGUUAUCCCAAUGAGCACCGGUGCUUUACACACGUAAAAACGCACAAGUUGUUACAGGUCUGCAAACAAGUUGUUACAAAUAUGUUCACAAGCUGUCAACAAGUUAUCUUCGCACUGCUUGUUCCCAGUUGUUGUAACAAGUUCGGAACAAGCUGUUAACAACUUGUAACAAGCUUGAUGGCAUUAUCAGACUUGUCACAAGGUUGUUCUAACAAGUCUGAUACAGUCAUGAUAUAACAAGAAUGGUACAAGGUUGUUCUAACAAGUCUGAUACAGUCUUGAUAUAACAAGAAUGGUACAAGGUUGUUCUAACAAGUCUGAUACAGUCAUAAUAUAACAAGAAUGUUACAAGGUUGACGACACAAGGUUGUAACAAUAUUGUUAUAUCAUGACUGUAUUGGACUUGUUGGAACAACCUUGCAACAAGUCUGAUGGUAUCAACAAGGUUGUUACAAGUUGUUAACAGCUUGUUCCAAACUUGUUGACAACUUGGGACAAGCGGUGCGAAGACAACUUGUUGACAACUUGUUGGCAGACUUGCUACAAGAUGUGAGAUUUUACGCGUGCCACUUGAGUUGUACUGUAUAAAUCAAGCACACAAAGAUCGGUUACAUCAAUUGAAUGUAGAAAGGUCUUGACCCUAAUCUCCAUACGCAAUCAAAUAUUUCCAAUGCACUAGUCUUUCAUAUCAAAUUACACUGCAAAAAUGCAUGCAUCAAUUCAAAACAUUUCUCAAUAAAAAUCAACCGUUAAAAUUAGUUUCAACCAUUUUACGUAUCACGCGAAGAAACACCAAACCGGACGCAAAAAUAUUUCCAUCUUUAUUUUUUCUUAAAAUAAUUUAUUUAAAUUGCAAAUACCUGUUGAAUUAAUCACGCUUUUAUCACCUUGGGCUCGAGGAAAUAUUUUAUUCAUGAGCAAUUUAUAAACAAAUAUCUUUGAUAUUCGAUUGCGAAGUGUAGCCAGUAUAAGGACCGAAAAUGAGGACGAUUGCUUUCGGUUUGUGCUGCAUAUUGCCUGCCCUAUUUGGUCAACUGUAUGCCGGUAAGUUUUGUACUGUUUUGUAUUAAUAGUAGAUGUAGUUUGCUAUAUUUGAACACAUCAAAUUGUUAGUCGCAAGUCUUGAGUAAAAUCUGUAGUAUAAAGGUACAAUUAAAUGGCGAAUUCCGAAGUUUAAUGCGGCAUUAUAAUACUUAGAAUGCUGUAUUUAACUGCUAGUACUUUACAAUAUUGAUGGGCCAAUCAAAUUUGAAGUUUUCUAUGAUUUUAAUACAUAAUAUAGCGAGGGGGAACCAGGGAAAGGGGAACUUAAAUUGUUUGAAUUACGUUGUCAUUUGAAAGUAAACAUAUAACUACAUCAAUAGCGUCGUUUGGCCCCAAAAUCCAAAUUCUUAGUUUACUGUGAUUUUGUAUAUAAAAUUAUAAGUUCAGAUACGUUUUUCGUUGAAAUUAGAACCCCAAAUUGCAAGUGUUCAUAAUCCUUAAUACUGAUGUUUCUUAAUUUAAAAGUUCGCAAUUUCCGGCUACCAGCCCUUAUAUAUACCAAAACGUUUAAACUGAAGUAAUUCUUAAACCAAUUUACUGGGUUAAAUUGGGUUGGGCCAAUAUAACUAUAAAAGUAUAAGGCAAUAAACGGUUUCCAUUUCGUACUUAGUUAUAUUUGGUGUUAUAUUUUUGAAACUUUAUAAGUUUCGAUUUUGUUCGGUAUGUCGUAAACUAAAUCGAGCUAUUUUACCCUGUGAACGUAAAAAUCUCACAACCAGUUAACAAGAUGUGUUCGCAACAGGCUUGUAGCAAGCUUGUCGACAAGUUUUGACAACGCUGUUAUUUUAUCAAGUCGCUACAAGAUUGUCACUCACAACUUGUUGAAUUGCAGAGUCACGUUGUUGGAACAACUUGACUUGUGACAAGUCUGUUGAGCUCAGCAACCUUGUAGCAAGUUGUCAACAGGCUGGGAACAAAGCAAUGCGAACACAUCCUGUUGACAAGUUGUUGGAACAGCAUAUUGCUACAAGUACGCUGCAGGUUUGUUACAGCUUGUGCGUUUUUACGUCAUGUGCAUAAGGGUUUCUGUAUUGCACACAAGAAGAGCCUUGAAUGUUAUUAUCUGUAUAUUUUUAGGUGACUUUAUCGGUGCAGUGACUCUGAAGUAUAAUGUAUUCACAGUGUUGGAGGGGGACCGUUUUCAAAUGACAUGCGAGGCAACACACGAAGAUAGAAGACCUGACUUGUUUUGGUAUUUUGUUGACUAUUCUCAGAAAGAAACAAAUGUUACUGGCAUCCAGACCAGUGGCACAGGUUGGUGGCUGAGAUUUGACACAAAUAUAAAAACUAUAUUCAAAACUUAUGAGUUAGACCGUUUGGGUAACCUAACCCUAUAACCCUUUUAUAGAGUAACUUCAAUUUGGUUUUAUUUCAGGUAACACAGCCACACACACAUAUGUUCAUAACGGAGCCAGAUUAACUGACAGCGGUGAUUAUUUUUGUUUUGCUUUUGUCGGCGAGGAUGCGGACCAGAAGAAAACAAGCGCUGGUAUUCCCAUACAAGUUAUUAAAAGUAAGUUGAAUGCCAAGUGGCGUCCAAAUGUCCAAUAGCUCUUCAAUUAGCCAUUCCGAAGUUGAUGAUAGGACUGGGGACGAGUGUUAAAAAGUGCCCAAAUUAAGAAAUGAACCAAAUAACUAAAAACACCACCUCAAAAUUAGUUAGUAUGCAAAGUUUGAAGACGUUUACAUGAAUACUCUUCGAAUAAUAAGCUUUCGAAAAUUGUGAAAUUACUGAUUAAAAGAUUGUUUAUGGGACGCGUGUCCCAAAAACAAAAAUUACAAUACAUUUCAUAGUAAAUAUCACGAUUUUCGAAAGUUUAUUAUUCGUGUAAGGAUAUUCAUGUAAACGUCUUCAAACUUUGUAUACUUACUAAUUUUGAGGUGGUCUUUUUAGUGAUUUGGUUCAUUUCUUAAUUUGGGCGCUUUUUAACACUCGUCCCCAGUCCACUCAUCAACUUCGGAAUGGCUAAUGGUUCGCAGUAAAUGACCGUAGCUGUUGCGGUUUCCAAGCCUGUUGAGGCAAAAUGUAAUAAAUAAAUUUCUGUCUCUUCGCUUGACUCGAGUUUCUCGAGUUCUCACUCCAGUUAAUAUAUGGAGCUCAGUGUUCUAACAUAUUCUAUAAUACGUUCCAGGGGAGAACGAGCCUCGAGUGAAAAUCACGAAGGCAAGAAUCAAAGGGCAAACGGUGCUCACAUGUAUGGUGUACCCCGCCGGCAGCGGCUAUCUCACGUGGCGUUACGAUGGCAAACUUAUCAAGUACGAGAAGCGGCUAGUCAGUGAACUGGAACUAGUGACUCCGUCAGAUGGCGAAUACCGAUGCUAUGGCAACCUCACUUUGGGGGGAUAUAAGUAUUUUCUCAGCAACGCAUACGCUACAGGUAAGAUUGAAGAACACUUGGGGGUUAUUUGGGAUACACAGGUUUAUUUAUACGAAAGCCGAAUACCGCUAGCCACUGGAUAUUGA